Molecule: messenger RNA, 1722 nt
Organism: Sodiomyces alkalinus F11
Lineage: Eukaryota; Fungi; Ascomycota; Sordariomycetes; Glomerellales; Plectosphaerellaceae
Exons: 2
Coding region: 400-1626 (408 amino acids)
Biological process (GO): ubiquitin-dependent protein catabolic process
Cellular component (GO): cytoplasm
Molecular function (GO): ubiquitin protein ligase activity
Source: RefSeq, a predicted model, not a curated record
UGGCUCGCAUUAUCCCACGGCUGUCGAUCAAGUUGAGCCAAGCUUCCGUGCGUAGUGUGUGGAGGUUUCACACCACCGAUACCUAGACACCUGUCUAUCCGUGGCCGUGAGAUGCGAGGCUCAGAAAGACAAACCUGCCCCUGCCGCUUGAGUUUCCCCGCCGUUUCCGAUACAUUCCUACCCUUAGCUCUCGACUCUGACAACAAAAAUACCUUUUUCGUCCUGCCAACCUAAACGACCUGAAGCUAGUAGUCUACACCAACCACGACACACUCCACCGCUUCUCGUUCCUCUCAAUCCUCUAUUUCAGUCCUCCGGGAUACCGCAGUUCUCUAGUCGCCAUCUUUGCCAUCGCGACGUCGAUCGUUGCUGGCGUUACCUCGUUCCCGGGGGGAAACAAUGACACUCCGACGCCUUUUAGUGGCUGCCAACGCCGCGGUCGUUGCAGCCCAGGUCCCUUCCAUCAGCCCCGAGAAUGAAGUACCGCCAUGGGCCGCCGAUUCAACCAUGCAGCUGUCCCUCUCUUCAACAGGAGGCGACGUCUUGCCCCUUGACUACACAGUCAUACCAUCUACUGAAAACCUCGGCUUGAACCAGUCAGAAGUCGUUCGCGGGGCCAUAAGAAUCGAGGGCGUCAUGGUUGUCGCCAAUCCGAGUAAUUACUAUCUCAUCAACGGCUCGUCUCAGAUCGCCUACCUGUCGUGCGACGUGGACGAGUCCAUGGGCGCAACGACGCCCGAUAUAAUGCUCAUCGACUUGAUGGAGAAUCGACCAAAGGCGAUUGUUCUGUAUAGUACUGUAGAAAACUGGUGUCACCUGUCGGGCUCGGAUCUUCCCUAUCGGAGCAUCUUCACCAUGGCCGAUGCCGGAGAUGCUUCCCAAGCUUUUGAGAUCCUCAAUAAUACGAACGAGGCCGAUUCUAUUCAGGUUACCAUCACCGGGAAUGCCACUUCUAAUGGCUCAAAAAGGAGAGAGUCUAACGGCAAUGACUCGGCAAUCGCCAUGAGCAUUCUCUACAGCAUCACGGGUCUUAUCACCCUGCUCUUCUUGGUCAUCAUAGCGGCCGGUGCCAUCCGCGCCCACCGAUACCCCGAACGGUACGGCCCACGCAGCGGCCACGGCGGCCGACCGCGGCAAAGUCGCGCAAAGGGCCUCGCUCGUGCCGUGCUCGAGACCCUUCCCAUCGUCAAAUUCGGCGCUCCCGAACCAGCCAAACCCGACCCCAAUCUGGAAUUGGAAAGUGCCUCGAUCGAUCAUCCAAUGCGGAAUCGAGCGACGGAUGCUGGUGCCACCGGGGCGGAGGAAAGGGACGAGGAAGACAGACGGGAAGCAGUCGCUCAGGGGCGUGCGAUCGACGGCGAGCCUGGUGCCGCGAUGGCUAGGCAUGAUUCGGCAGCUGGCCGCCCUGGUGGCAAUACGGCCGACAGUCAGACCAUUGGGUGUUCGAUCUGCACCGACGACUUCAAACUGGGAGAAGACGUCAGGGUACUACCUUGCAGUCACAAAUUCCACCCUCCGUGCAUCGAUCCUUGGCUGAUUAAUGUGUCGGGGACAUGUCCCCUCUGGUACGCUUUACCCUCUUUCGCGGUCCAAUUUUCUUUUUCUUCCUUUUCCUUUUCUGUGUGACCCUUCCUUCCCUUUACUGACGGCCCCCCUCAGUCGGCUCGACCUUCGGCCAAGAAACAAAGAUGGAUCCGGGGACGAGGCACGAGACGACACGGC